Messenger RNA from Erythranthe guttata (spotted monkey flower), 1367 nucleotides. NCBI's taxonomy places the organism in Eukaryota, Viridiplantae, Streptophyta, Magnoliopsida, Lamiales, Phrymaceae. The record is from RefSeq and is a predicted model, not a curated record.
AUGAUACUAUAUAAAAUCACCAAAUGCAAAUAACUCCUCCCUCCCAGACCAAUUCAAUUUCUAACGUCCAUGAAAACAAACCGAAUUUCCCACCUUUUAUCUCUCUCCCCCAAAUUUCUCCUCUCCAUUCAUCUUCUCCGCCUCUAUUCUCUCUGCCACCAACACGAACCCUAUUCUCCCUUUUCUCCAUUUUCCAACCAAUUUCUCGUUUUUUCUCUUUCUCUAUCCAUUCUUGCAUUUCUUUUUCGGGUAAUGGGUUAUUCUUUUCAAUAGUCACAAAAAAAAAAAAAAGAAUACUUAAUUAGAAACAAAAAUUCUGCGUAAUCAUGGGGCAGCAGACGUUGAUCUACAGUUUCGUAGCGAGGGGGACGAUGAUUUUGGCGGAGUACACUGAAUUCAAGGGGAAUUUCACCACCAUUGCGUCGCAGUGUCUGGCGAAGCUGCCGGCUUCUAGUAACAAAUUCACCUACAAUUGCGACGGCCACACCUUCAAUUAUCUCGUCGAAAAUGGAUUCAGUAUGUACCUUUUGAUCUCAAUUUCUUAUUGUGUUGUUGCAGUAGAAUCAGCUGGCAGGCAAAUCCCGAUUGCGUUUCUGGAACGUGUUAAGGAGGAUUUCAACAAGAGAUACGGAGGCGGCAAAGCUGGAACUGCAGGCCCGAACGGUCUCAAAAAGGAAUUCGGCCCCAAACUGAAAGACCAAAUGCAGUACUGUGUCGAUCAUCCUGAAGAAAUUAGCAAAAUCGCUAAGGUGAAGGCUCAGGUUACUGAAGUAAAGGGUGUGAUGAUGGAAAACAUUGAAAAGGUUCUUGACCGAGGAGAGAAAAUUGAACUGCUUGUUGACAAAACUGAGAAUCUCCGAUCGCAGGCACAAGAUUUUAGAACACAAGGUACGAAGAUGAAGCGAAAAAUGUGGGUUCAGAACAUGAAGAUUAAGCUGGCUGUGUUUGGUAUUUUUGUAGCUUUGGGACUCGUCGUCUUUUUGUCCAUCUGUCACGGCUUCAAGUGUUGAUUAUAUAUUCCACAAAACCUGUUUUUUUUUCUCUUCCGUUUUCUUUGUUUUUUUUUGGGAGUUGUUGCCUUCGCUGUUUUAAAGUUACCGUUUUCUCGAGUUAGACAAAAUCGAAGAAAAAUGCGUUCAUUUUUUAAGUUUAUGUGCAACUUGAAUACAAAAUACCUGAUGUAUAGAUGAUAUAUAAGUUUUAGCAAUAGAUAACUUUUUGGAAUGCUAUUUGUUUACAUGCACUUUUGAUUUACUUUUGUGGUGUUUUUACUUCCUUUUCAUAUCACUUUCUCUCGUUCUGGCAUCUGCGUCUCUAGUAAAAAGGGGUCGCUAGUGAAUUUUUGGUUAGGGGUGUAAAGGAAUUGA